Molecule: messenger RNA, 799 nt
Organism: Salarias fasciatus (jewelled blenny)
Lineage: Eukaryota; Metazoa; Chordata; Actinopteri; Blenniiformes; Blenniidae
Gene: myl13
Product: myosin, light chain 13
Exons: 5
Coding region: 55-621 (188 amino acids)
Cellular component (GO): myosin II complex
Molecular function (GO): calcium ion binding
Source: RefSeq, a predicted model, not a curated record
CCGUCCGUCCGUCCUCUUCACCGCUUCAUCUCUUUGUGUCUCCAUCUCUCUGUGAUGGCCCCGAAGAAGAAAGAAGAGCCCAAACCUGCUGCACCUGCGGCCCCCAAACCCCCAGAGCCCGAGCCCCCCAAGAUCCCGGACUUUGACCCCGCAUCCGUAACGCUGGAGUUCAGCCCCGAGCAGAUCGAGGACUUCAGAGAUGCUUUCCAGCUGUUUGACAGGACGCCGACCUGCGAGAUGAAGAUCACGUUCGCUCAGUGUGGAGAUCUGAUCAGGGCUCUGGGCCAGAAUCCCACCAAUGCAGAAAUCAUGUAUGUCCUUGGGAAACCCAAACCUGAAGACAUGCAAACCAAGAUGCUGGACUUCGACCAGUUUCUACCAAUCCACCAGCACAUCUGCAAGGCCAAGGAAUGCGGGACGUUCGAGGACUUCGUGGAGGGCCUCAGGGUCUUCGACAAGGAGGGCAACGGCACGGUGAUGGGUGCUGAGCUCAGACAUGUGCUGGCAACUCUGGGUGAGAAGAUGAGGGAGGACGAAGUGGAGCAUCUCAUGCAGAACCAGGAGGACGCCAACGGCUGCAUAAACUACGAGGCGUUUGUAAAAUACCUGAUGGCUUCUUAAAGGCCCAGAGCUCCUUCGUCCAUCUGCAGAACUUCACACUCCUCCACGUCCACAUCCCAUCCCAUCCUGUCAAGUUCAUAAAGAGUCAUUCAGAAGUCAAAGAAAAUUUCUGUUUUUUUCUUGUCUGUUCUUCAAAGUCUUCAUGCUCAGGAAGUGGAUAAUAAAUCUGUUAAAAAGA